CGUGCGAUAAAUAAAACCGUAUUGAUACAUUUAUGGGAUCAUAGUCAUUCAGUCCGUGAUAUAUGUAAGAGGCGGUGUCAUGGUGCCCUUAAAUGUUGUGUUUUUGCUUGGAGCUUGUCUUGGUGCCUCGUUGGCUGGGAAACAUGAUAUUUACUCCAGGCACUCAGUCCACCGCGUAUCAGUAACGACUGAAAAUGAGAACACCCUGAUCCACCAGCUGGAGACGAGCCUGGAACUGGACGUGUGGGAACAUGGAGCACCCCCAGACAGGGACUACAUCAUCAGGGUCACCCCGGAACAGGAACAAGCCUUCCUGAACAUCCUGGAUGACCAUGGCAUUGCGCAUGCGCUGCGACACCCAGAUGUGGCCAGGAUGUUUGAAGAAUUCGACGAACAAAUUGCUGAAUGGAGAAAGUCUCAACUCCUAAGAAACUCCAGAAUUGUACCUUUCGAGAACUAUCCGAGUUAUGCGGAGGUAAACGAUUACUUGGAGUACAUAGCAGCUCAAUAUCCGGACCUGGCGACUUUGGUCACCGCUGGACCCAGCUACGAAGGUCGCGACGUCAAAUAUUUGAAGAUAUCGACCACAAACUUCACAGACACGUCCAAGCCCAUCUACUUCUUAGAUGCGACGAUCCACGCCCGAGAAUGGGUGACCACUCCUGUGGCUUUGUACACCAUUCACAGGCUGGUAGAGGAUCUGCGGACUGAAGACAGGGAUCUGCUGGAAGACAUCGACUGGAUUAUACUGCCCAUUGUGAAUCCUGAUGGUUUUGAGUACAGCCGCGAUUAUGAACGCCUCUGGCGAAGAACUCGGUCUUACAACGAGAGCGUCAGCGUCACUUGCUACGGAGUAGACGCAAAUAGAAACUUCGAUGUCGCCUUCAAUACGAUAGGAGUCUCUGCCAACCCUUGUGCUCAGGACUAUCCAGGAACCGAGCCGUUCUCAGAGCCAGAGACCAGAUACGUCAGGGACAUCAUGUUUGAAUAUCUGGAGAGGAUUCAGAUGUAUCUGAACAUACACAGUCAUGGAAAUUGGUUGCUGUAUGGGUUUGGUGAUACAACCUUGCCGGCUAAUAGCUUGCAGAUUUUCCACGUGGGUGCAGCGAUGGGAGCAGCCAUAGAUGCCCUCAAGUUGCCUCAAGCGCGCUACUACAGGGUCGGCAAUAGUGCGAUCCUCUUGUAUCCAACUUCUGGAAGCGCUCAGGACUAUGGCCAGCGCAUCGGCAUCCCAUUUUCCUACACCCUGGAGUUACCAGGAUACACCUACGCGUUCCAGGUGCCCCCGAGCUACAUCCAGCAGAUCAACACGGAGACCUGGGCCGGCUUAGCUGCCUCGGCCAGGCUUGCGCGCCUUUACUACCGAGCUAGAUCUUGAAAUCCGUUUUUGAAUUUCUUGUACCUUUUUAAAGUAAUUUAUAUAAAAGAUUUGUGUCACUUU
Amyelois transitella is the source of this 1441-nucleotide messenger RNA. Its product is annotated as carboxypeptidase B-like. The transcript has 8 exons. Gene Ontology annotation, molecular function: zinc ion binding; metallocarboxypeptidase activity. Lineage: Eukaryota; Metazoa; Arthropoda; Insecta; Lepidoptera; Pyralidae. The record is from RefSeq and is a predicted model, not a curated record. The coding region runs from base 80 to 1378 and encodes 432 amino acids. Gene Ontology annotation, biological process: proteolysis.